Molecule: messenger RNA, 2115 nt
Organism: Helianthus annuus (common sunflower)
Lineage: Eukaryota; Viridiplantae; Streptophyta; Magnoliopsida; Asterales; Asteraceae
Product: replication protein A 70 kDa DNA-binding subunit A
Exons: 2
Coding region: 113-1972 (619 amino acids)
Biological process (GO): double-strand break repair via homologous recombination; meiotic cell cycle; nucleotide-excision repair
Cellular component (GO): nucleus; DNA replication factor A complex
Molecular function (GO): single-stranded telomeric DNA binding; damaged DNA binding
Source: RefSeq, a predicted model, not a curated record
UUCUAAGUCGGUUUGAUCCCGCCAUCCAUUCUGGAAACCCUAACCUUUUUCCCUCAAAUUUCCAGAUCUUAUAUCUCCGAUAUCUUACAACACACAUUUCUGGCUUCUGAAAAUGCCUGUGAAUUUGACAUCUAACGCGAUUCCGCUGAUUCUCUCCGGCGACAUGAACUCGAAGCCGCUGCUACAGGUAUUAGACAUCAAACUCAUCGGCUCUUCACAGGAACGCUACCGUUUACUCCUCUCCGAUUCUGUUUCCACUCAGCAAGCAAUGCUCGCCACUCAGCUUAAUGAUCGAGUCAAAACCGGCACCGUUCUCAAAGGAUCCGUUGUUCAGCUCAUCGAAUACAUUUGCAGCACUAUUCAAAAUCGCAAGAUUAUUGUUGUUCUGAACAUGGAAACCAUUAUACCUGAAUGUGAAAUUAUUGGUAACCCAAAGAUGCAUGCUGAAUCUGACACUAAGGCUCACAAUCCAGUUUCUAAUGGCAUCUCUCAGCACACAACAGUACCAUCUACUAAUCGUUCAGUUCCGAAAAAUUUGAGCAACAGCACUCAAACCUUCCGACCAACUGUUCAACCUGCAUACCAACCUCCACCAGUUUACAAAAAUCACGGGUCAAUCAUGAAGAAUGAGGCCCCAGCCCGUAUCAUCCCGAUUGCCGCCCUCAACCCAUACCAAGGUAGAUGGGCUGUUAAAGCUAGAGUAACUGCAAAAGGAGAUCUCCGCCGCUACAACAAUGCAAAGGGAGAUGGAAAAGUCUUCUCAUUUGACCUUCUUGACUCAGAUGGAGGUGAAAUACGGGUCACUUGUUUCAAUGCAGUUGUUGACCGUUUUUAUGACACCAUUGAAGUUGGUAAGGUCUACAUAAUAUCAAAAGGUAGUUUAAAACCUGCUAAAAAGAACUUCAAUCAUCUGAAUAACGAAUGGGAGAUUUUCCUUGAGUCGUCCUCCACCAUUGAUCUUUGCCCGGAUGAAGAUUCGUCAAUCCCACAGCAACAAUUUUCGUUUAAACCUAUCAUGGAGAUAGAAACUGCCGAAAAUAAUUCAAUCAUCGACGUCAUUGGCAUUGUUACAUCAGUCAAACCUUGUGUGCCUGUCCUAAGGAAAAACGGAAUGGAAACUCAAAAACGAGACCUAAAUCUAAAAGAUCAAUCAGGUAGAAGUGUAGAGCUAACACUUUGGGGGGAGUUCUGUAAUCGUGAAGGUCAAAAGCUUCAAGAACUGGUCAAUUCUGGUUCUGCCCCUGUUUUAGCUGUGAAAGCUGGGAAAGUAAAUGACUUUUCUGGUAAAUCUGUAGGGACAGUUUCGUCAACUCAGUUAUUCAUAGAUCCAGAUUCCCCUGAGGCCAGUAAUCUGAGAGCUUGGUAUGAUAGAGUAGGCAGAAACCUUGAUUCUCAAUCCAUUUCCCGUGAUUUGCAAGGAGGAUUGAAAACCGAUAAACGAAAAACUAUAUCUCAGAUAAAAGAUGAAGGCCUUGGUAGAUCAGAUAAAGCAGAUUGGGUGACUGUAAAAGCAACCAUCACUUUCAUUAAAACUGACAACUUCUGUUACACGGCGUGUCCGUUGACAAUUGGAGAUAAACAAUGCACUAAGAAAGUAACAAAGUCAGGGAGCUCAAAAUGGCAAUGUGACCGUUGCAAUCAAGAGUUUGAAGAAUGUGAUUAUAGAUAUCUACUUCAAUGUCAGGUUCAAGAUCACACUGGGUUGACAUGGGUGACUGCUUUUCAAGAAGCGGGUGAAGAAAUCUUGGGGUGCUCUGCGAAAGAGUUGUACAUGAUGAAAUCUGAAGGCGAUGAUGAACGAUUUGGAAAUGUGAUUAAAAGCCGUCUUUUUGGUGAGGUGCUUUUGAAGCUGAAAAUCAAAGAGGAAACCUAUGGUGAUGAACAAAGGGUUAAAAUAACCGUUUUUAAGUUGGAUGGGCUGAACUACUCUUCUGACACCAAGUUUCUGUUGGGUUUAAUCCCAGCAAAAUAAGUCCUUAGAUGGAUGCAAUUCUUUGCAUUUCAAUUUGCUACUUAUAUUGGAACUUACCACUUACUGGUUACGAUAUGAAUUGUUGCAUGCUUAAUAGGAUAGAGAGAAUAUAAAUGACCUCGUUGGAUUGAGAUUGAUUGCAA